UCUGAACCUCAGAUCCUGAAGGCAAUUCCCAGUGGUGCGUAACAGGCUGGUGUUAGGACCCAGGAAGGACACAGCAGCCGCGGGACAUAAAUAGAGAAGCAGAACAGAACAAAGUUUGAGGAGAGAGCCUUACAUCCCUCACUCUCUCCACCCCAAGCGCUGGGGGACAGACAGACGGACGAGGUGUAAGCCUGAGUCACACCAGAAGGAGUCGGGCAGCAACGCACCAGCCCAGGAGCCCGAGGGAGCUCCAGACACAGUUCCUCCCACUUCCAGGAAAAAGAGAAACUUCCAGCUCCGAACCUGGGUGGAUACCACUGAAGACUCUUGACAGAAACAGAAAACCGCGAGGGACCCACGAUCACCCCCGAGCUUCGGCACUGCAGCCGCAGUCCUGGAUUGCUUCUCGGGAGCUGGGAUCGGAAGCUGCCUGUCUCCUCCCUGCGUCCCCGAGCCGGUCUCAUCGUUCCCGUGUGUUUAUUGAUCACCGAAGACCCUUGUGUCCGGAGACGAAGACGAAACACCCAUUAACUCUCACGACCCCUCGGCCUCUACUCUCUGCAGUUCACAAACGCUAGGGAAACAGAAGGUUUUCUUCUUUCCGGAACCUGGGAAAAUGUCCCUUUCCCAAGGGAGCGAAAGUUAGAGGCGCCACUUUGUCCCAGACCCUCAGGAGCUCUGCUUGGAUCGCGUUUUCGCCUCCGCAAAAACCAUGAGGAAGCUGCUGCCUCUUUGCUGCUGGCACUCCUGCCUGCUGUUAUCUUACUGUGGUUUUCAGGUGCACGGAGCCGACACCAGGUCACAAGCCCAUCCAGGGUUUGACGUCUUGGCUUCUGCUUCCCAUUACUGGCCGUUGGAAAGUGUGGAUGGGAUCCACGAACUUCAGGAGACAACUGGAGCAUUACGAACCCACAACCUCACUGUGCUUCCUCCCCAUAAUUCUACCUUUGUAUAUACCAAUGACUCUGCCUACUCAAAUUUCUCUGCAACCGUAGAUAUUGUAGAAGGAAAGGUCAACAAAGGCAUUUACCUCAAGGAGGAAAAAGGAGUCACAUUUCUCUAUUACGGAAGGUACAAAACUUCUUGCAUCAGUAAUCCAGCACAGUGCGGCCCUGAGGGGGUCACGUUCUCUUUUUUCUGGAAGACGCAAGCAGAACAUUCCAGAACAACCCCUUUCGCGUUCGGGGGACAGGUCAUUUCCAACGGGUUCAAAGUCUGCUCCAGCGGUGGCAAGGGCUUCGUGGAGCUGUACACGCGUGAGAACUCCAUGACGUGGGAGGCCACCUUCAGCCCCCCAGGCCCCUACUGGACUCAUGUCCUAUUUACAUGGAAGUCCAAGGAGGGCCUCAAAGUCUACGUCAACGGGACGCUGACCACCUCAGACCCAAGUGGAAAAGUGUCUCAUGCCUACGGGGAGCCCAAUGUCAACCUCGUGAUAGGGUCGGACGAGCGCCAGCCCAAGCGCUACGAGAACGGCGCUUUUGACGAGUUCAUCAUCUGGGAACGGGCCCUGACGCCGGACGAGAUCGCCAUGUACUUCACAGCUGCCAUUGGAAAGCAUGUUUUGUUGUCCUCAACGCCACCCAGCUUCCUCACGACAGCCACAGCAAACACCAUGGUGCCCAUUGAUGUCUACCAUCCCAUCAUAACCAACUUGACAGAGGAGAGAAGAAACUUCCAGAGUCCUGGAAUUGUUCUGAAUUACCUUCAAAAUAUGUCCCUCAGCUUACCCAAUAAAUCCCUCUCAGAGGAAACAGCAUUAAAUCUCACCAAGACUUUCUUAAAGACCGUGGGAGAGGUUCUCUUUUUGCCCAGUUGGACUGCUGUGUCAGAGGACGGUGCCGUGGUGCUGGGCUUGAUCGACACCGUGGACACCGUCAUGGGCCACAUAUCCUUCAACCUGCAGGCCAGCGAGCCCCAGGUUGCCAUCACGGGUUCCUCAUCCGUGGCAGACUUUUCCAUGGCCAAACUGCUCCCCAAGACCAUGAAUUCCUCCCACUACCGCUUCCCGGCUCAGGGGCAGAACUACAUCGAGAUCCCCCAUGAGGCUUUCCACAGCCAAGCCUGGACCACCGUCGUGGGCCUUCUCUACCGCUCGGUGCACUAUUACCUGAGCAGCAUCCAGCCGGCCAGCACCAAGAUUGCUGAGGCAGCAAAUUACAAGCACUGCUUGCUGUCUGUGAGCAGCUGUCUGAUAUCCCUGGAGGUCUUCCCGACGCUGAAGCUCUCCCAGAAUUCCCCUCUCGUCACCGUCCAUCUGUGGCACCAUUUGACUCAAAGGCAGUACAUCGAGGCUACCAAUGAGAGCAACCGAAUCUUCCUGUAUUGCGCCUUCCUGGACUUCAGCUCCGGAGAAGGCAUCUGGUCGAACCAGGGCUGCGCUCUCGCCGAAGGGAACCUCAGCUACUCUGUCUGCCGCUGCACACACCUCACCAACUUCGCCAUCCUGAUGCAGGUGGUCCCGCUGGAGCACACGCGCGGACACCAGGUGGCGCUCUCGUCCGUCAGCUACAUCGGCUGCUCGCUGUCCGUGCUCUGCCUGACCAUCACGCUCGCCACCUUCGCCGUGCUAUCCUCGGUCAGCACCAUCCGGAACCAGCGCUACCACAUCCACGCCAACCUGUCCUGUGCCAUCCUGGUGGCCCAGGUCGUGUUGCUCAUCAGCUUCCACUUCGAGCCGGGCACGGCCCCGUGCCAGGUGCUGGCCGUGCUCCUGCACUACCUCUUCCUGAGCGUCUUUGCGUGGAUGCUGGUGGAAGGGCUGCAUCUCUACAGCAUGGUGAUCAAGGUCUUUGGAUCAGAGGACAGCAAACACCGCUACUACUAUGGGAUAGGAUGGGGUUUUCCUCUUCUGAUCUGUAUCAUUUCAAUAGUCUUUGCCAUGGACAGUUACGGAACAAGUAAGAAUUGCUGGCUGUCGCUCGGGAAUGGUGCCAUCUGGGCCUUCGUAGCUCCUGCUCUGUUCAUCAUCGUGGUCAACAUGGGCAUCCUCAUCGCGGUGACCAGGGUCAUUUCACAGAUCAGCGCCGACAACUACAAGAUACGUGGAGAUCCCAGCGCCUUCAAGUUGACAGCGAAAGCUGUGGCCGUGCUGCUGCCCAUCCUGGGAACCUCGUGGGUCUUCGGCGUGCUCGCUGUCAACAACCAGGCUGUGGUCUUUCAGUACAUGUUUGCCGUACUCAACUCCUUACAGGGAUUUUUCAUCUUCCUUUUUCAUUGUCUCCUGAAUUCAGAGGUGAGAGCUGCUUUCAAGCAUAAAACCAAGGUCUGGUCCCUCACGAGCAGCUCCACCCGCCAGGCCAACGUGAAGCCCUUCAACUCGGACAUCAUGAACGGGACCCGGCCUGGUACAGGCUCCACCAAGCUCACCCCUUGGGACAAGAGCAGCCACACCGGGCACCGCGUGGACCUGUCCGCCGUGUGAGCAGAGAGGCCGUGGACCCGGCAGCCUGCCGCUCAGAACCCCCGGACCCGCUGCAGACAACACGCAAGCAUCGCUCCGCCUUCGCAACUGGGACCCUUUCCUCGUCGCUCUCUGGACCUGGGGGUCACGGCCCUCCCCCCCGCCCCCCGUGACAGCAUCCUCUCCUGCGACCUGCUCCUGUGACAGAGCCCACCGCUGAGCCCGCAGCCUGAUACACGGCGAGGCACGGGCCCCCCGGAGCACACAGCGGUCCCUCCCCUUUGUCACUGCAAGUGUGCAGAGCCCCAGACCUUCCACACUGUGCGCACAGGAGGCCCAUGGCACCAGGAGGGAAGUUUAGCCUUGGCGGGCGCCACGAUGGGGACUUGGGACCAGAGAGGUGGGGUCCCGCAGGGGAGGUUGGGCGGAGGCCCGUGGGGGCGCGUGGGGAAGUGCCCGAGGAUGUUUUCCACCUGCUGACUCCACCCAAAGCAGGGCCCCGAUGCCAGGCACCUGCUGACGCCCAGGUGCCCCGCCCCUGUCUGUGCGCCGGGGCCUCGCAUAGGCGGAGAGCCUGGGUUGGGGCGGUUCUGCUCUGACAGCUUCUCCCCCCUUCUUCGUGAGUUGCUGGCUCUUCCGACUCCAAGUCAGCCUUCAGAUCGCCCCCUUUCCUGGCACCUGAGCCUCCUGUGUGUUCACCACGUGGCCCAUCAGAGCCACCGUUUCCCAAGGCAUAACGUCCCGCAGAGAGUUUCUUCCUCAUCACUUAUAAAUGCUUUUCCGUGUUUCUAGCGAGCGGAUCACAGCGGAGGGGAGCGCAGUACGUGAUUUCACGUCGCCACAGGGGCAGACCUUGACGCACAGAGCCACUUGGCGGGCUGCUCCGGGGGAGGACCCUGGCCCUGACCGACCCGGGGUGGGAAGGGUGGCAAUAGCUGUAGCUUCUGAGUUGAUGUUAAUUUAUGGACCCGGACUCAGCCCCCUAGGAAAUGGGAUGAUCCUUGGGGCUCCGUGUGUGGGCGGGACCCCGUGGAACGCUAGGGUUCGAUCAUAGACGUGAACCGAAACGCCAUCGAGAAAAGCUGGGAAACAGGCUGUGAAAGGUCACCCUGUGAUGACAGCACCAAGAGUGCUUGUGAGAUGUGUGGGUACGGAAUUCCAACCUGUUUUCGAUACUGGAAAAUCUUCCCUGAAAACUGUGACGGCGACAGCAUUAAAGGCCUCCCCACAGCGUCGCCCCGCCUCUCCCAACACGUCUGCUUUGUUUCCGAGUGAGAUUUUACAUCGUCUUGCGGACCUUUUCCAUCUUCCUCCGGCACCUUCGUGAAGUAACUCACGCCUUGAUGAUCACGAGUGUGACAGCCAUCUUCAGGCAUCUCCCCCGGUGGGGGGU
Molecule: messenger RNA, 4796 nt
Organism: Delphinapterus leucas (beluga whale)
Lineage: Eukaryota; Metazoa; Chordata; Mammalia; Artiodactyla; Monodontidae
Source: RefSeq, a predicted model, not a curated record